AUGGUUUUAGCCGAAUUAGGUAGAAAAAUUACUGAUGCCUUACGGUCUCUCAGCAAUGCGACGAUUAUCAAUGAAGAGGUGGUUCAAGCUUUAUUGAAGGAAAUAUGUGCUGCUUUACUGGAAUCAGAUGUCAAUGUUCAAUUGGUUAAGCGUUUAAGAGAGAACGUAAGGGCUGCCAUUGAUUUUGAGGAAAUGGCUGCUGGAUUAAACAAGAGAAGAAUUUUACAAAGAGCUGUUUUCAAUGAACUAUGCAAACUUGUUGAUCCUGGCGUUAAAGCAUGGCAACCCACUAAAGGGAAAAACAAUGUCAUCAUGUUUGUAGGGCUACAAGGUAGCGGUAAAACUACCACAUGUACUAAGAUGGCUCAUUAUUAUCAAAGGAAAGGGUGGAAAACUUGCCUUAUAUGCGCUGAUACAUUUCGAGCAGGUGCAUUUGAUCAGUUAAAACAAAAUUCCACCAAAGCAAGGAUUCCGUUUUAUGGAAGCUAUACCGAAAUGGACCCAGUGGUAAUUGCGCAUGAUGGUGUCGAAAAAUUUAAGAAGGAAAAUUUCGAAAUAAUCAUCGUCGAUACGAGCGGCCGACAUAAACAAGAAGAUUCCCUAUUUGAAGAAAUGUUACAGCUUUCCAAUACUAUUACACCUGAUAACAUUAUAUUCGUAAUGGACGCUACUAUUGGACAAGCUUGUGAAGCACAAGCAAGAGCAUUUAAGGAGAAAGUCGAUGUUGCUUCUGUUAUCAUUACUAAGCUAGAUGGACAUGCUAAAGGUGGUGGAUCUCUUAGCGCUGUAGCUGCAACGAGAAGUCCCAUCAUUUUUAUUGGUACCGGAGAACAUAUUGAAGACUUUGAGCAGUUUAAAACAAGGCCAUUUAUCAGUAAACUCUUAGGUAUGGGCGACAUUGAAGGACUGAUAGACAAAGUCACUGAAUUGAAGCUAGAUGAAAAUGAAGAAUUAAUUGAAAAAUUAAAACAUGGUCAAUUCACUCUUCGUGACAUGUACGAACAAUUUCAAAAUAUUAUGAAAAUGGGUCCAUUUAAUCAAAUUAUUGGUAUGAUUCCUGGAUUUGGUCCUGAAUUCAUGAGUAAAGGAAAUGAACAAGAUUCCAUGAAGAGACUAAAACGACUGAUGACAAUUAUGGAUAGCAUGAACGAUGAAGAGCUGGAUAAUCGCGACGGCGCAAAAUUUUUCUCUCGCACACCUGGAAGAACUCAGCGGGUAGCACGAGGUGCUGGUGUAUCCAUUCGAGAAGUACAUGAAUUGCUGUCACAACAUACUAAAUUCGCUCAGGUAGUGAAAAAAAUGGGCGGCAUCAAAGGCUUGUUUAAAGGUGGUGAUAUGAAUAAAAACGUUAACCCAUCCCAAAUGGCUAAACUUAAUCAGCAAAUGUCCCGAAUGAUUGAUCCACGAGUUCUACAACAAAUGGGUGGAAUGCCAGGUAUACAAAAUAUGAUGAGACAAUUUCAAAGCAGUGGAGGCAUGGGUGGACUUGGCGGUAAUUUAGCUAAUCUAAUGGGA
Molecule: messenger RNA, 1515 nt
Organism: Trichoplax adhaerens
Lineage: Eukaryota; Metazoa; Placozoa; Uniplacotomia; Trichoplacea; Trichoplacidae
Product: signal recognition particle 54
Exons: 17
Biological process (GO): SRP-dependent cotranslational protein targeting to membrane; SRP-dependent cotranslational protein targeting to membrane, translocation
Cellular component (GO): signal recognition particle, endoplasmic reticulum targeting; cytosol
Molecular function (GO): 7S RNA binding; GTPase activity; GTP binding
Source: RefSeq, a predicted model, not a curated record